Molecule: messenger RNA, 2321 nt
Organism: Hemibagrus wyckioides
Lineage: Eukaryota; Metazoa; Chordata; Actinopteri; Siluriformes; Bagridae
Gene: plp1b
Product: proteolipid protein 1b
Exons: 7
Coding region: 498-1274 (258 amino acids)
Biological process (GO): axon development; central nervous system myelination
Cellular component (GO): myelin sheath; plasma membrane
Molecular function (GO): structural constituent of myelin sheath
Source: RefSeq, a predicted model, not a curated record
AGGGUGAUAAGAUGGACGUAUAGAGUCACUGAUGAGACAGCAGGACAGACCUCACUUCUGAUCAAUGAUUUUUUUGAGAACAUCUCGCGUCACAGAGGAACGUUCUCUGGUGCAUCAGGACCAAGUGAAGACAUCUAGAACACCUCUGAGUGAGUCUGGAGAAGAGCCAGGGCUAGAGACUUGAGCCUGAGGAGCAUCCACACAGGGUCUAGAACAUUCUCCUGUGGUUCUGGAGUAGUAGGAACAAGUCUAAUGUUCUGAAGUGACUUUAAGCCAGGUCUAGAACAUUUUCUGGGUUGUUUGGAGCACCGUGGCUGGAGAUAAGACACUGGACCAUUGAGGAUAAAUCUAGAACGUUCUCUCAGCCAGACUGGUCCUGUACAUUUUCUGGAGCACUGAAGGGUUUUCUGGAGUGUCUGCGCUGAGUUCGGAACAUUCUACAGUUGGUUAUCUGGUUUAGCUGAAGUGUAGAAGGUUCUCUCUGCUCACUGGUGAAGAUGCUCCCGAUGAAGCAGCCCUGGCUGUGUAAAGUUUUAGGUUGCUAUGACAGCUGUGUGCGUUGCCUUGGCGCCGUGCCCUACGUCACUCUGAGCGCCACGCUGCUGUGUUACGCCGGAGUCGCGCUCUUCUGCGCCGGAGCACACGAGGCCCUCACACACACACACACACUCGUCAACACACACUUUGCCCGUGCCGUGCAAGACUUCGAGGUGCUUGCUGACUUUAUUAAAUAUUUUCAGUAUGUAAUUUACGGUCUGGCGUCCUUCUUCUUCCUGUACGGGAUUUUGUUGCUCGCUGAGGGAUUUUACACCACGAGCGCCGUCAAGCAAACCUUCGGAGAAUUCCGGAGUACGAAGUUCAGCCGCUGCCUCAGCCUCACAUUCCUCAUCUUUACCUACGUGUUGGCGGUGAUUUGGCUCGUUGUCUUCGCCUUCUCUGUGAUUCCUGUCUACUUCCUGUUCAACAUGGCCGAGACCUGUCACACCGUCCACAUCCUGUCAGAGACCACCACCAGCUUGAACCAGCACGCCUGGGUGUGCGUGGACCCACGGCAAUUUGGUCUGCUCCCCUGGAAGGCUUCACCAGGGAAAGUGUGUGGCAUGACCAUGGCCAACAUCUGCAAGGAACCUGAGUUCUACAUGACCUAUGACCUUUAUAUCACUGCCUUUGCUGGAGCUGGAGCCACGCUGCUUGGCCUGAUCCUCUAUAUAAUAGCUGCCACCUAUAACUAUGCUGUUCUGAGGUUUCUCGGCAGUAAGGGGAUCCGAUGCUAGGCACCGUAUCGUUAGGCAUGCAGUUGCUAGACGCAGCGUUGCCAGGCAACACGUCUCCUCUCUGAUGCGUGCUGCUGCUCUUGCUGUUGCGUUGUCAAGGCGACCGUGUCUAUGGGGGAUCCGCUAAAGAGGACCAUGAAGUGCAAAACAAAAAAAGUGUUUAAACAACAGUGAGAUUAACCUGACUCACACGGAGUGAAGUUUAAAUAUUAAACUGUUAACCAAUCAGCACACGGCAGGGGCGGAGCCUCUCUCCCUCAUCAUGACUUUAUAACCUCUCUCUGCAUCUGUUUAUCAAAUAAUGUUUCAGAAACUCUUUAAGCAUUUACCCAUCUGUCUCUCUGUUCUCUUCUGUCCAUCUCUCUCCAUCUCUCUUCAUCUCUCUUCAUCUCUCUCUCUCUCUCUCUCUCUCUCUCUCUCUGUCUCUGUCACCCUCUAUUUGAUCCUUUCUCCCUCUAUCCUUCCAUUUUUCUAUCCCAUCUAUGUUGAUCUCUGUUUUCAUUAUUUUUUCAUUUUUCAUUUUCAUUAUUCAUUAUAAAUGUAUUUAUAUAUCAGUGUUUACCCUCUCUCUCUCUCUCUCUCUCUCUCUCUCUAUCUCUCUUUCUUUCUCUCUCUCUCUCUCUGUCUGUCUAUCUUUCUCUUUCUCUUUCUCUCUCUCUCUCUCUCUCUCUCUCUCUCUCUCUCUCUCUCUCUGUCUAUCUCCCCCCCCCUUCUCACUCACACACACACACACACACACUAAUUUCAAAGCAGUUAUUAUUUAUUAGUGUUGAUUAGAAAUCAUUGAAAUCAUUUUAAAGAAUGUGAAAAUAUCUAACACACAGUUCUAACCCUGUGUGUGGGUGUGUGUGUGUGUGUGUGUGUGUGUGUGUGUGUUCUCCGAUGGUGCUACAUGAUUGCAUUAAUAUCAAUAAGUAAAUGUGUAAUAUUAAUACACACUGUACCUCUUCAAUGACACUGUGUGGGUUUCUGUUAAUCUGCUACACAACACUGUGUGUGUUACACUGUAAAUUGUCUCACACUCCACAAUAAAGGUGUUUAAUCCAA